AUGUCAUCGUUAGAAAUGGAAUUAGUAAGUUGUCUUAACGACUCGGGGGAAUUUUUCACCAAUGAUGGUGACAAUGAGUUCUUUUCGAAGUCAAUGACUACUGGUAUGCCAGGUGAAGAAGGUGUAGAUGAAAAGGAGCAGAUGAGAAUCUUAAACGAUUUGUUCGGAACCCCUCGGAUCCCUAGUGCUGAGGGUCAUGAAUAUGAUGCUUUCAGAAGGGAUCAAGUGUCUUUUGACGUUCAGGGAGAUGAUUGUAAUCAAGAGACACAUUUGAGAAGCUCGAUAGAAGGUACAGCCCCCUGUGAGAAUACGCAAGAGUGUACCGAUGGCAAGCCGGUGUUGUCUCGUAGAAGAUCAAAUCCAUUUUACAGUCCUUCACGACAGAUAAUGGAUCUCGUCAAGAAGAAGAGGAAACCCCGGCCGUCUAAUUUGAAGAAGAGCCAAACUAGUGCUACGGUGAUGACUUUAAACCAGCUUUGCGGACGGUAUAAAGUAGAAGGUAAAACGGAUCGGUAA
Torulaspora delbrueckii is the source of this 516-nucleotide messenger RNA. RefSeq lists its product as uncharacterized. The record is from RefSeq and is a predicted model, not a curated record. NCBI's taxonomy places the organism in Eukaryota, Fungi, Ascomycota, Saccharomycetes, Saccharomycetales, Saccharomycetaceae. The coding region runs from base 1 to 516 and encodes 171 amino acids. The transcript has a single exon.